AUGGGCGAACCGUUGGAGGUGCGACCGCUCCUGCAGCCCCGCCGGGUGGAGGAGUUGGCCCCUGAGGCGAAGUCAUACAAGGCAUACAAGGUGACCUUCAAGAAGCAGGAGGCCCGGCGGGUUGUUGGUGUCGCCUUCUCACCAACCUCUCCGCACAAGCUGGCUGUUGUUAGCGGCACGAAAGUUGGCUUGUGGCAGAGUGCCCCAUCCAAGGAUGGCAACCUCGAGGAGGUUAACUCCAUCUCCAAGUUCAAGGACCUUACGCAGUGCGCGGCCUGGCGAGACGACGGCAAGCUGAUGCUUGCUGGUGAGGCCAGUGGGUCUUGUGCCGUCAUUGAGAUGGAGACCCGGUCCAUCCUCCGGAGGCUGCGUGGGCACGGCGAUGCUGUGACAUGUGCAGCCUUCGCGGAGUCGGACAAGAGUCGCGUCGCGACCGGCAGCAGGGACGGAAAGCUGCGGCUUUGGGACGUGGCAACCUCCGAGCUGCUGCACACGGUGGAUGCCCACACUGACUCGCUGAAAGUUCUUUCAGCGGGCCCCGUGGGUGCAGACUCCUGGAUCACGGCCGGGUACGACAAGUGUGUGAAACUCUGGGAUGCACGCAGUCCCUCAAAGGAGGGGCCCGACGUCGAGAAGGCCAAAGCUGCCAUCAGCGUCUCGCACGGCCACCCUGUCGAGGCCGGCGUUGCAUUUCCUGGCGCCGCCCUCUUCGCUUCGGCCGGCGGAACGUCGGUGAAGGUUUGGGAUUUGGCGAUGACUGGCCGAACCUUACACGAUCUGCCCGACAUCCACUCCAAGGUGGUCACGGGAAUCUGCUUGGACUCUCAGGCGUCGGUUCUUGUGACUGCUUCCUUCGACGGCCUCAGCAAGGUCUACCAUGCAGCAACGAUGUCGCAUGUAUGGACAUACAGGCUCCCAGGGCCAGCGACCUGCGUCGCCUGGCGUCCGGAUGACUCUGGCUUUGCGAUCGGGCUCGAUGAUGGCAAUUGGCUAAUCCGAAGCCGGAAGGCUGCGGCCGAGAAAAAGCCCGUGGCCAGCGGCAAACUGGUAACGCCAAAGCAGAUCCACCGUGUGGAUGGCAAGGGCCAGCACAAGGAGGACGACGAAUGGUCUGACGAACCCGAGCUGCAGAAGAGCCGGAAGUGGAAACGCGAGGAAGGCCACCUUCGUGGACACCUCCACAAGCCUGAGGAGGAGGACGAGGUCAUCGAGCGACCGCAGACGCGGAGGAAGCGCGAAUCCAAAGUGGAGUACCUCUUCAGGAAGUUCGAGUACAGAAAGGUGGUCGAACUCAUGCUGCAACCGGCAACGGACGCGGCUCUGGGUUUCGCCAUCGUGGAUGAGCUGCUCGAGCAAGGAGCUCUCGCGUGCGCUGUGAAUGACCUGGGGGAGGAGCUGUGCCUCGAGGCGCUAAGGUGGCUGCUCAAAGCCUUUGCGGAAGGCGACUCGCUGCAGCGGAAUCUCUUCAAUGAGUUCCUGCACAGCCUGAUCGAUGGCAACGACUGCUUGAAGCUGCCCAGCAAUGAGAAGCUUGUCAACACCAUGCACGAGCUCGACAACAAGGUCCAACAGGAGCUGCGAGUUCAAGAGGCGCUCUUUGAGCUGACGGGGACUUUAGAAACAGUCUUCGCGUGA
Molecule: messenger RNA, 1635 nt
Organism: Symbiodinium natans
Lineage: Eukaryota; Dinophyceae; Suessiales; Symbiodiniaceae
Source: the annotation of a GenBank genome assembly